Molecule: messenger RNA, 800 nt
Organism: Glycine soja
Lineage: Eukaryota; Viridiplantae; Streptophyta; Magnoliopsida; Fabales; Fabaceae
Exons: 3
Source: RefSeq, a predicted model, not a curated record
UUUCCAGGACCAAGAACCCAUUUUCCCUCUCAACAUCAUGAUGCUUUCCGUGAAACCCCCAGCUCCAGAGCCGCCAUAGCCGAAUCUCACCCUGAGUUGCUCGACCUGGCUUACAAUGGGAGCUUAAUUUUGGUCCAGAUGAAGCGGUUCGGCCCUGUCCCUUAUUGGAACCACCCAUGUUUCUGGUAUAUAUUUCAACUUUAUGAGCAAUUAAGUUUUUCAUGCCCUUCCUUAUUGUCACCUCUCAUACAUGAACGAGACACUUAUCUUGCAUGGUCAUUGAAGCGGAGCAAAGCUGUGAAUAACAGUAAAAACGUUGUGGGUGUCAUUGGAAAAGGCCAUAUGAACGGUGUAAUAUAUGCAUUGUUAUCCGACACAGGAAAUUUGAGGUUUCGAGACCUUGUAGGGAAAGAUUCAUAUGAUGGAGGUUCUAGUGGUUGGAUUGAUGAUCUAAUCAAGAGCUUAGUGAGGGACACAAUCAUUAUGGGCCUUAUAUGAAUUAGUAAAUGGAGGAACAUGAAGCAGGCCCAUUUAGUUUUUCAUCUUUUAUUAUAAUUUCCAAGAUUAAAAAAAUAAAGAGCAAUAGAUAUAAGCUAAGAGAUUUUUGUUGUACCUCGCAUACAGUAGGCGGGCGUGGUUCAUUUUUAUAAAGAAAUAGGAAAAAAGAAGGAAAGAAUGGGAUUGUGUUAGAUUAAUUGAUGUUUUCCAAACAAAUAUUAUGCACAAGUAAAACUUUCCACUGAUUAAAUAUAAAAAUGAAAAUAUUAUGAUUUAUAUUAUUUAUAUAUCACUUUCUAUGA